AUGAUUCCUUUUAUUCCAACUCUUAUUCUGGCUUUCGUUUCGUUUAUAUCAUCAGCUUUCGUGAUUUUUCGUAUAGUAAUUCCAAUUCUUCCGCCUCAUCCUUUAAGCAGACGUGUCGCUCCCUCCGAGUUUGGACUGCCUGACUAUAAUUUUCGUUCUCUUUCUUCAGCGGACAAGAGUCACCUGUGGUUGGCUUCUCUUGAUGUCCUGGCUCUGUGCGUCUUCAUUUGGCAGGCAUUUAGUGAAUACUAUGGUGGCCCUGCGUCAUAUGGCGAGGCCCAUGACGCUGCAUCCUCAGCAAGGUUGUGGUUUGCCUUGACAAUCAGGCAAACCUGUCUUUUCGUCGUGUCCGCACUUACGUUGAUCCACAUUCGUAUGGGGCGGUCGGUGUCUUUCGGAUCCAGACACUGGAUGUUGUGGGCACCCACCCUGCUCCUGGGGCUCGCGUCCACUAUACUCUCUGGUUUUUUUGCGGCGGGAGGUAUUCCAAGUCUCUUCGUUGGACUCUUGGCAUAUUCCACUACUGUUGCCGUCCUGAGCAGUGCAUCAUUUGGCAGUCUUGUGUACACUCUCGUGGUGAUCCGACGCAAUCUCGCUGCACUCAACGAUCCCGCAGACAGCUGGCCACCUACCAAAGAAGUCGAGGAUAAACCCCGCCCCUCGUUUGCGACUGAGGAUGUUGACGUCCUCAGGGAAGGUAGCUCCUGGCUCACCUCUGAUGCCGGCAGUACGCAUCAUGAUUCAGUGUCUAACUGGUCUUUCUCAACUCAUCAAACGCACCCUCGUCCUGGUUCCUUGGGCGCCGACUGUGCUGUGACAUCCAAAACCUCCCUUGCGCCUAAAUCGUCUUACUGGUUCGAUCCGCCCACGCCUAUGACCGGUGAUGCAUUAAUUCCACCAGUCCCAUCAUUGCCUUCAUCAUACCCUUCAUCGCCCGCUGAUGCCCUAAGCUCCGAUCCUGAUCCUUUCCGUCGUGAUGCUCCGGGUCGGCCACGUCUCGACUCACAGAGCUCAUGGCUGACUUCAACGUCUGGGUCUCAAAUCUCACUAUCUGCAUGGUCCUAUCCCACUAGCCAUCAAGGCGGCGUCAGUGUCGUGGAUCUUAAUGCUGAGCUUCUUCCCCAAUGCAACCGGCCCCCGACCCCUGCUCUGUCAAGUGCUCGAGUUCUUGGAGGAUAUGGAUACCAGGGUGAUUCAGAAAGGGGUAUUGCUUCUCUGGCGUAUAACGGUAAUGAUGUUGAUAUCUCAAUUUAUCGGUACGCCUGCUGGAUGAUGACAAUUUGGGCACCUUUAGCGCUCUCCCUGCCAUAUAUUUUAUCUUUCGUUGGGAAAGGCUUCGUAUCUUCUGCCACGCCUCUUCUUCUUGCCCUCUCGGUCACACUGUCUUCGCCUCUCCUUGCCAUGAACAUCAUUAUGCGCUCGCCCAUCCCUAUCCCGACUGGUCUUUUCGAGGUUCAUGGAGAACCUCCUUCUAUCUGCAUGCGGGCGCCAUCUCCGGCUGUCACUCUCACCGACUGUAACCGCGAGUGCAAGCGGUCUGGGUCAGUUACAGUUGUCGAAGGGAGACGCUCUGGAGAUGUCUGGCUCUCACAAGGGGAUGCCGUGGAGGGGAAAGGCAAACUUAGCAGGGCACUUGGUCUUAUGACCCCUGUUCCGCGCCUAGCUGUACUGCCCCCUGAAGAUGAAAAGGAAGAUGGAGAGAUGACGCCCCCUCUGCCAAUGCAGACUGAGUCUGAAUCAUUCAAUACUUCUGUGUUCCCUAAUACUCCCCGUUCUGCGGAGUUCGGGAGAAUUAGGAAGCAAUCAGUUCAGUCGAGGAUUUCAGGCGAUGAAUUCGCCUCGAGAAUAAUGGUUGCCCAGAGGCAUUAUUCUGCGCUCGCAACUACGGUGAUUGUCACUGCAUCACCGGAGAAGCAAAGUGGCGAUUUACUCACUGUAACUACUGGUGUUGGCGUAGAGAGGAAGCCGGUCCUUUCUAGUUCUUCGCACCUUCGCUCUCGCUCUGUUUCCUCGGUUAUCGGUCAGGCGAUCAGCACAGACUAUAGCCCUAGUCCUAGCCCCAGUCGACCUCCGUCUCAACCUCUUCCUCCCACACCUCCUAAUGUUCGUCUUGCCAAGCAACAAUCAACGCGCACUCUCAUCCACCGGAAGUCGUAUUCAUCUGGUUAUAGCUUCGGUGCAACUGUCAAUGACGAUGUUAACGAGAUCGAUGUGCUCACCGCUGGUGUUCUGCCGCUUCUUGUACCUGGCUUAAAGGUUGGAAAUGAUAUGAAGCUCAAGGAUUUCGAGUUCGAGUUCGACCCCCCUGUCAGCAGCACUGUGACAAAGAAGAAGCGCCUGCCAGCUUCCUGCACUCAGGAGGAUAAUGGUGACUUCGGUGUGCUCGCCAACGGAGAGUGGGAAAGUACCGCGCUGCACUCGACAACCGCCAAUGCCAAGGUCAGGCUCAACAAGGCGUCUGUGCAUAAGAGACAUCAGUUCAGUCUUCCUAGUCUUGGUCUUCGCAAGGACACAGUCAGUAAUUUGAAAUCCGAGAUUGGUCGCACGCUUGCUACAAGGAUUGGGGGAUACGCUACUGUAAACGAUGGAAGGCGCAACACGCCGGCCUGGCGGGACGACUCGGAACCGGCCUCCAACCUUCUCGCAGAUCCCCCCGUGAAUGUUGAUAAGCAGCCUGUUCAGAAUGGUGCUUCUCUCGGUCGCACGGCGUCUACUCGCACUCGUGGUGCCGAAGUCCCUCACAGCAUGGAAAGUGCACGUACCUCCGUCGCUACCCUCGACACUGCAACAAUAUUUCCUCCGCCAUCCGCUGCGUCCACGGUCACCCUCUUUGACCCUAUGACCGAAUUCGAUCCUGCUGCGCAAAGCACGCCACUGCACGAAAAAGAAUAUCAUUUUGCACGAAAACAUCAAGCUGCCGCUAUGCCUCGCUCUCAACCGACUUCACAACGCUCAAGCAUUGUAUAUAUUAGAUCAUCCGAAAAACACACUCAAGCACCAUCAGAGCCAGAGGCUCAACCGCCCACCGAACGAAAUAACACUAAUGACAUGUCAUCUCUUACAGUCGCACAGUGGUCCACCCGGGUGGUGAAACCACUUAUACUCCCGUCCAGCAAGCAGCGCAAGGACGCCACAGAGCCCGCAACGAAGUCGGGCUCGAAUUCUCUUCGUACUCUCUCCCUUCUUAAAGAUCGUGUUUCGAACCAUGACAGUACUGGCGAUGCCCGUAACGGGUUCGCAGGUACACGACCGCUCGUUCUUGGAAAGAAGAGGUCAAAGACAGUGAAAGAGCACGAUGAGAAUGUUGCUCCCAGCGCUAGUUCUGUGAACAAGCAUCUGAAGCCGCUCAAGCUUAGUCGGACAGAGUCGAGCAAGGUUCGCGGAAUACUUCGCAAGGACGAAACGCUCCCUAUCGUGUUGGUUCGCCCACCGUCUAACCAGAUGGAGUCGAUUUACGAGGUUCGGUGA
Suillus plorans is the source of this 3468-nucleotide messenger RNA. RefSeq lists its product as uncharacterized. The record is from RefSeq and is a predicted model, not a curated record. Lineage: Eukaryota; Fungi; Basidiomycota; Agaricomycetes; Boletales; Suillaceae. The transcript has 4 exons. The coding region runs from base 1 to 3468 and encodes 1155 amino acids.